CCUGUCUAUCGAAUCUUCCAGAACGUCUGUCAUCGGCGCCCUAACCUCACAUUCUUUGAAAAGCGGCAGCGCCUGCACGAGUUUUGUUUUUCGCCAAGAAAUAAAUUAAAAAGCCCAAACCAUGUUCGGUGGACAGCAGCCAAUUCUCGUGUUGAGCCAAAACACGAAGCGCGAAUCGGGCCGCAAAGUGCAGUUGGAGAACAUUCAAGCCGGAAAGGCCAUCGCUGAUGUGAUUCGCACCUGCUUGGGCCCCCAGGCCAUGUUGAAGAUGCUGAUGGACCCGAUGGGCGGCAUUGUGAUGACCAACGACGGAAAUGCCAUUCUCCGCGAGAUCACCGUGCAGCACCCGGCCGCCAAGAGCAUGAUUGAGAUUGCCCGCACACAGGACGAAGAGGUGGGUGACGGCACCACCUCGGUCAUCGUGUUGGCCGGAGAGAUGCUCGCCGCUGCUGAGCCCUUCCUGCAGCAGCAGAUCCACCCCACUGUGAUCAUUCGUGCCUACCGCGAGGCUCUCGAAGACAUUGUCGGCCAUCUGCAGACCGACCUGAGUGUGCUGCUGGAUGUUAAGGACAAGGCCAAAAUGGCCGAGGUGGUCAAGGCCUGCGUUGGCACCAAAUUCAUCGGCAAAUGGUCCGAUCUGGCUGUGAAAAUCGCCCUCGACGCCGUGCAAACAGUGACCCUGAAUGAGAAUGGUCGUCUGGAGGUUGACAUUAAGCGCUACGCCAAGGUUGAGAAGAUUCCCGGCGGCGCCAUCGAAGAGUCGUGUGUGCUGAAGGGUGUGAUGAUUAACAAGGAUGUGACCCACCCCAAGAUGCGGCGCUAUAUUGAGAACCCGCGCAUCGUGUUGCUCGACUGCUCGCUGGAGUACAAGAAGGGCGAGAGUCAGACCAACGUGGAGAUCAUCGGGGAGCAGGACUUCACCCGCAUGCUGCAGAUUGAGGAAGAGUUUGUUCAGCGUAUCUGCGCAGAUAUCAUUGCCGUUAAGCCUGACUUGGUGUUCACCGAGAAGGGAGUCUCAGAUCUGGCUCAGCACUAUCUGCUAAAGGCUGGAAUCACCGCCAUUCGCCGUCUGCGCAAAACGGACAACUUGCGCAUCGCCCGCGCCUGUGGAGCCACCAUCGUGAACCGCACUGAGGAGUUGACCGAGAAGGAUGUCGGCACGGGAGCUGGCCUCUUCGAGAUCAAGAAGAUCGGUGAUGAUUAUUUCACCUUUGUGACACAGUGCAAGGAUCCUAAGGCUUGCACCAUUCUGUUGCGCGGCGCCAGCAAGGACAUCCUCAACGAGACGGAGCGCAACCUGCAGGACGCCCUGCAUGUGGCUCGCAACCUAGUGUUGGAGCCUCGUCUGGUGCCCGGUGGCGGAGCCGUGGAGAUGGCUGUGUCCCAGCUGCUGUCCCGUAAACAGGUCAAGGGACCCUACACAGCCGUUGCCCACGCCCUGGAGAUCAUCCCACGUACCCUGGCCCAGAACUGCGGUGCCAACACAAUUCGUGCCCUUACCGCCUUGCGUGCCAAGCAUGCUUCCCAUACUGGAGAUAGUGUUUGCGCCUGGGGCAUCGACGGCGAGUCUGGCGAGAUUGUGGACAUGAACGUUAAGAACAUCUGGGAGCCGCUGGCCGUGAAGCUACAAACCUAUAAGACCGCCGUGGAGACAGCCAUCCUGCUGCUGCGUAUCGAUGACAUCGUCUCUGGGUCGAAGAAGCGUGGCGGCAAUGAGCCAACUAACCCGGCCGCCAUGGCCCAGGGCCAGGAGUAGAUCCUGCCACAAACCACGUGUAUUAAUAAUGCUUAAUAUCCUUUAAUACUUAAUUUAACAAAAACUACGAAAAAAAUGAACACAAAACCCACACACACGCCACCCUUAAAUGUUUAACAUUUAGUUCUGGACGAAAUUCGUCCGGUCCCCCCCAAAAAACACAAAAUUCUUCUGCAUUUUCUCUCAUUAACAGUACACAAAUAAAAUUGUUAAAACUCAACAA
Drosophila ananassae is the source of this 1979-nucleotide messenger RNA. It is a transcript of the gene CCT3, whose product is annotated as T-complex protein 1 subunit gamma. Gene Ontology annotation, biological process: protein folding. The coding region runs from base 122 to 1756 and encodes 544 amino acids. Gene Ontology annotation, cellular component: chaperonin-containing T-complex. The transcript has 4 exons. Gene Ontology annotation, molecular function: ATP hydrolysis activity; ATP-dependent protein folding chaperone; ATP binding. Lineage: Eukaryota; Metazoa; Arthropoda; Insecta; Diptera; Drosophilidae. The record is from RefSeq and is a predicted model, not a curated record.